This is a messenger RNA of Etheostoma spectabile (orangethroat darter), 5358 nucleotides long. RefSeq names its product galactose-3-O-sulfotransferase 1a (gene gal3st1a). The coding region runs from base 1820 to 3097 and encodes 425 amino acids. The record is from RefSeq and is a predicted model, not a curated record. Gene Ontology annotation, cellular component: membrane. The transcript is spliced from 4 exons. Gene Ontology annotation, biological process: myelination; galactosylceramide biosynthetic process. Gene Ontology annotation, molecular function: galactosylceramide sulfotransferase activity. Lineage: Eukaryota; Metazoa; Chordata; Actinopteri; Perciformes; Percidae.
GGGCCAAAGAUUCAAUCACCAUUGUGUUACCUCAUUUGGCAAUAGAUUGUGAUCUACAUCCAAAAAGAUUUAAAUGAAAAUAUUAUUUCAAACCUGUUACCUGUGAUCUUGCAACAUUAAAUAAAUGCAAUUUUUUUUUAGCUAUUGUGCGGGUUUCUCCACGCUCCGCUACUGGGCCGCAUAUUCAAGAAAAAAUGCUUCGAGUGAUCAAUUAGUCUCUAAUUCUAACAGAUGAGUUGCCCUCUGUCGUCACUUUUCUGUGUAUGGAUCAGAAGAAAUGGCUCACAAAACGUGAAAAUACAUUAUGUCCAAGAUCCAGGAGUCCACAUCUGUGCAGUGGGCACACGUUGAGGUCACUGUGCUGUUGCUGAUUGGCCAUCUUGAGUGAUUUGUCCACACAUGGGCAGUGGGCGUUGAUGACGGAGGCGCAUAAGCCCCUUUGCCCUCUUGAGAUGCUGCUGUGAUCGUGGUUCAAAGGCCAGGCCAGUCAUGCUUUGCUCUCCUCAAUCUCCUUAUUCAGUUUGUGACGCUCCCUGCCCCCUCUCAUCCAGAUCUGCAUUCCACCCAUGCCCACCCAGUUCACGUCUCGGCCUGACACUGGAGGCCUGCAGGCAAAGGCACGCCCAGAUAAACAAAAGCCGCAGUGUUGUGCCAGUGUGGGAUGAGCAGCUCGAAUUAGGUGCGCCCUCCAAGAAUCAGGGCCACAGUGUUGAGAACUCGCACGUAGUGAAUGUAUGUAACGUUAUGAAAACAUUGCUACAUUCUGCCUAACAGAGCCAAAUAGACUCAUCACUCGUUGAAUGUUCAUUUCAUUCUCUGUUGAAAUGUCUCUUGCACAAUAGAUUGUAUUGAAACUGGCCCUUUCAGAGCACAGGAUAACAUGUUUACUGAAUGUCACAAUGUUUACUCCCAUUCUUAUAAUAUAAAAUAUUGACAGCUUAAAUGCAUAGAUUACAGAAAAAAAUGUGAAAUAUUUUAGGCAUCCAAACUAUUGCGUGACAAUCCAGGCUGUGUUGGUUGCUCAGUUUGUUUAGAUAAUUGUUAAAUGUGUGGUACAACAAGCAAUAGUAGUUUUGUCUGUCUACAUUUCUCCUUUAGCGUGUGUCCACACCGCUUGCUUAAUAAGCAUUAUUUACAAUACAGAUACAGAGUGGUCUUGAUCAAGUGGUACAAUUAGAGCCUUUGUGCUUUGGCUUUCUGUAUUUGUUCUUCUUUAUGCUUUUUUCCACCCAACCUAUCGGCUUACAGCUCAGACUCCAGUGUCUCCACUCAAUAGCCCUCUGUAUGUAGACACAGAAUGGGGACUGUACAGCCUCUCUCCUCCCCUCCCUUUUUGUCUUUCUUCACACUGAAUAUCAAGUGCAUGUCCCCUGACAGACCCCCUGACGUCACAGAUGGCUAGAUGAGCCUCCCUGCAGAGCUUUAAUCAGCUAGAUCAGGUUUUAGAAUUGAAAGUCGAGGGGGAGGUGGCAGGUGGCCCAAGGCAUCAGGUGUGCGUGUGGAGAGUUAGCAACCAGAUGAAUAAGCUCUGUAGCACUGGGCAUGGGAUAGGGGAAGUACGGGACUGUGCUGCAGAAUGUGCAUGUUGGGAUCUGACAUAAUAGUGUGGGGAGAGAUCAACUUUGAUUGAAAAGAAGAGGACAAUGCAGUUGGAUAACAAACUAUUUUAGUUUCACUUUGGAUUCAUGUAUGAGGAGUGGAUUCUGAUGGCAGAGAGAAAGAGCUCUCACAUGGCUCCUUAAUAGACUCUUCAUAGAGUCCAAACAAAGAGCAGACUGACUUUUUAGCUGUGUUUGGUAAUCCUUGAUUCUGCUGGACCAUGGCCGUCAAGCAAGGUAGGCAGUGGAGGUCCAUGUGCAAAGGCCUGGUCCUGGGUACCCUCCUGACCAGCUGCAUGAUCCUGCUGUACUGCCUCUCCACUCCCCAGAUCCACCUCAGUCUGCCUGAAGUUCCAGUGCCUUACUCCUGUGCCCAUCGUCCAUCCCAGCUCCACCCCAAACCAACCAAAAACAGCUCACAACAAACCCCGGGUCAGACCUGCGCUCCUAGGGUGGAUAUCAUGUUCAUGAAGACCCACAAAACAGCCAGCAGCACCUUCCUCAACAUCCUUUUUCGCUUUGGGGAGAAGCACCGGCUCAAAUUUGCCUUCCCUGACAGCAGAAAUGACUUCUUCUAUCCAUCUCUUUUCCAGCGCUCCCAGGUUAAAGACUACAGACCUGGGAUGUGCUUCAAUAUUAUCUGUAAUCACAUGCGCCUUAAUGCACCCGAGGUGGCCAAGUUGCUACCUAUGGACACUUCCUACAUCACUAUUCUGCGAGACCCUGCAGAGCUUUUUGAGUCAUCCUUCCACUAUUUUGGCCGGCUGGUGCCUUUUACCUGGAAGAUACCAGGUGAAGAUAAGCUGACUGAGUUUCUACGUGACCCCCAUUACUACUUUGAUCCACAGGGCUUCAACUCUUUCUACCUCAAGAAUCUGCUGUUCUUUGACUUUGGACAGGACAACACUUUGGAGCUGGAUGAUCCGCAGGUAGAAGAGGUAAUCAGAUUCAUUGCUGAGCGUUUUCAGCUGGUCAUGUUGGUGGAAUACUUUGAGGAAUCACUCAUCCUUCUCAAGGAUGCCCUCUGCUGGGAGUUGGACGACGUGCUCUUUUUCAAGCUUAACGCCCGUAAGGGAUCCACUGUGUCUAAACUCACAACUGAGCUGAGGGCCCGGGCUCUUGAGUGGAAUGCUAUUGACUGGAAGCUAUACCAGCAUUUCAACCAGACCUUUUGGAAAAAAGUAGAUGCAUAUGGACGGCGGCAGAUGGUUGAGGAUGUGGCAGAGCUCAGGAGAAGGAACACGGAGAUGGCAUCCAUCUGCAUUGAGGGUGGUCGUGCUGUAGAAGCUGGCAACAUCCAAGAGACUGCCAUGCAGCCCUGGCAGCCCAUCGGACAGAAGUCCAUCAUGGGCUAUAACCUGAAGAAGAAUGUGGACAAGGCACAUCAAAAGUUGUGCCGAAAGAUGUUGAUGCCAGAGCUUCAGUACUUAACAGAGCUUGGGGUUAACCUGUGGAUCACUAAGUUGUGGGGCCAUGUCCGAGAUAUCCUUAACUGGUGACUAGACAUGUCAGCAAGGGGGCCAACUUAACUCUGACAGACUGUAUUGAAAGAAGAUGAAUCUGACUGUGUGGCUGAUAGAGUGAAAGAUUAAAAGAUUUCUGUAACAUUUCAAUCCUAUGACCGGUCUUGUGUUGUUGAAAUGUAUCAACAUUGAAUUGUUUGCUUUUCACAUGAUUGUGUGCUGUAAUGUAUCUGAUGGAUGUUUGAGAAAAACCCUUCACAAUCUACAAAUACUGAACCACUUUCCUAAACACAGGCCUAGUAUUGUCCUCUAUGUUUGUUAGUCAAUUUUCCAAAAUGUAAAUGUUCUUACUCUCAGAUGUGAGCUUGUUUUAAUAGAGCAGAUGAGUGAACAAUGAAGUCUGGGACUACUUUUAUAAGCUCUUUAAUGGAAUAAAGACAAAAAUGUUUCCAUCCUUGCCAACUUUAAAGGUUGUUUGGAGACACAGAAAGAAUGGUACUUUGCUUUGAGCUUUAUAUUGUCUUUGUGUCCAUCCCCCAAAGUUGAAACAUCUAAGUUCUAAGAGACUAAAAGACCACUAAGGGCCAACGUACAGAUGUGAAAAUAGUGAAUGUAAGUAUUACAUCCUACUCCGUCUGUGGAGGACAAAACCAUCCAUAUUUUUUUUUUAAAUAGGUGAACAAACACAGAUGUUUCCAAUGGCAAACAUGUUCACAUUCACAAGGAAACAAUCAUUUUGUCCCUACAGCUAGCCAUCAUUUUUGUUACUAAUUACACCUGUGCAGUAACAUGUCAAAAUGUCUGUCAUGAAAUAGGUCUGAUCAAUAAUAUGUAAAAGGAAUCAAUGAAUUAGAACAGCACUAUGCAUUCAAGAAGAAAAAUAAUGUCCUUAUUCAUUUACUUUUCUUACCCAUCUUUUCAAUUUUAAGCCAAUUCUCCUUUCUCCUGACAUCACAGUAUUAAACCUGGAAACAUUCACCCUUGCCAGAUGUUUUGGCAGGUAUAGAUUGAUGAUGUGGUUGACUAGUGAGCCAAAGAAAGUUCAUUAUCAGUUAAGUAAAUCCUAUCAAGAAAGCUACUACGGCAAUACCUAACAGUGUUAACACCUGUGUUUACACAACAGUUGUUAUGGUAAACAAAAACUGAAAUGAAAAUGAAAAUAAGCAGUGAAAAAUAUAGUUAUUAAGCUGAAACUAAAUAACUAAACAAAAACUGAUGAAAACAAAUGUAAAAACAUUUCCAUUUUUAGUUUUUUAGCUUUAAUAUUCCACUGCCAAAAAAAGGAGACGUCAUGAAUUUCCGUUGACUCUCGUAACAUUGAACCACAGAAAUUGAACAGACCAAACUAAACAAAAAUAAAAGCUAGUGUGUCCAAACUACUGCAACCUUAGUUUAUACUACAUCAAAAAUUAGCCCGCAGAAAUAAACACAGUAGAAUAAAGGGAAUUGAAUCAAGAAAUACAUCAAUGUUUUUCUUGAUAAGGAAUUGUACUACUCAUUUAUUUCUUAAUUUGUGUCACACACAGACACACACACACACACACACACACACACACACACACUCACACACACACACACACACACACACAUUUUAUAUUUCUAUGCAAUUAAUAUUUUGUUUAUGAUUUUGCAUUUAAUAAUGGAUUCAGUUAUACAUUUAUAUAAAUGUAGUGUAAUGAUUUUGUCCUCCAUACACCUCCCCAUUAUUAUUUUUUUUAUCUCAAAAUAAAGUAAAACAAAUACAUGUAAUAUUGCAUGUAUUAGCCUAAACGUUCUGAUUCAUAAAAUUGAUAGUUUACUUUCUAUCUGUGACUGUUUCAUCUGUUUCUUAUUACUGUAUUAUAAUAAUUACCAAGAUUGUUCUUGUUUAAUAGUGUUUGAAUGUAUAUAUGACGUCCCAACAUUUUUGAAUAAGUUGGAAAAAUAUUUCAUUAUAAAACGAUGGACCCACCACCAAUUCUAAAGAAGGUAAACGUGUUGGCAGGGGCCAUUGGGAAUAAACAAAUGUAAGAGGAUUGUCCUGUUAAAAUGAAUUUGGGAUGCAGAAAAUACACCCAAGUGGCAAACACGGAUACGUUCUCUAAAGGUCAUUUAAAGCUUUAAAUAACCUUCAGGGAACCUUGAGGCAACAUUCUCUGAAUGUUACAUGUUUGUUCGGUCCCUCCUCUCGAUUCAUUGAUGGCACAAACAUAGGAAUGUGCACAGUGAAGCCUAGUGGUAGCACUGGUCAUAUUACAAGCAGACACAGAUUCGAAGUAGUUGAUGUUAUUGAAUGGUAUAAACAGUGCAUCAUCAUG